Messenger RNA from Echinostoma caproni, 1647 nucleotides. The record is from the annotation of a GenBank genome assembly. Lineage: Eukaryota; Metazoa; Platyhelminthes; Trematoda; Plagiorchiida; Echinostomatidae.
AUGGAUAAUCUUCGUGGGCAUAGCAUGAAACUCUUCAAAUCCCACUUACCUGCUCCGGUGCAGAGGCAACAGGAUGAUCCGGGGACAUCGCUUUCUAUAUCCGUUGGGUCCCGGGUGUUGGUUGCCAAAUCCACGAUUCCACCAUAUGGCCAUCGCAAAAACUGGGUUCCCCGAUCUGCAGAAGAUUUUGCAGAUGGCGGUGCAUUUCCGGAGAUACAUGUUCCCCAAUUUCCUCUGGAUAUGGGCCGUCAAAAGAAUGAGUCUAAUGCCCUUGUGGUUAAAACAGAUCAAGAUGGAAAGAUCAGAUACGAUGAACUAGUGCGACAAGGGCACAGCAAAGAUCGUGUCAUUUAUUCUAAGUUCACCGAUCUUCUCCCAAAGACAAUAGAGGAUGAUGAUCCAGAGUUGAGCAAACCCAGUCAAGAUAUAAUUCAAGAGACCACAGAGAAAACCCGCAAGGCACUGGAGUCACUUGUGGAACAAAAGGUGGCCGCAGCUGCACCUGUUCGUCGUGCUGAGAAAACCAACCCUGCGGAAUAUAUUCGUUACACUCCCUCCCAACAAGGUCUAGCUUUCAACAGCGGUUCCAAACAACGAUUAGUCCGCAUGGUUGAAAUGCAGAAAGACCCCAUGGAGCCUCCCCGAUUCAAAAUAAACCAGAAAAUCCCUCGUGGGCCGCCUUCACCACCACCUCCGUUAAUGCAUUCUCCAGCGAGAAAGGUUACCGUGAAGGAGCAGCAAGAUUGGAAAAUCCCACCUUGUAUUUCCAAUUGGAAGAAUCCUCGUGGUUAUACAAUCCCGUUGGACAAGCGGGUUGCCGCUGACGGUCGUGGUCUGCAAACUGUACAUAUCAAUGAAAACUUUGCAAAACUUGCCGAGGCACUUUACACAGCUGACCGUAAGGCUCGCGAGGCAGUAGAAAUGCGGGCACAAAUCGAAAGAAAAGUGGCACAAAAACAAAAAGAGCGCAAAGAAGAGCAACUUCAGAGGAUUGCGCAAUUGGCUAGGGAAUCCCGGGCAGGCCUUCGCCGGCCUGGGCAGGAUACAGAAGUGGACAACGACCCUAGCGUCGUAGACCGUGAAGAACUGAGAAGGGAUCGUGCAAAAGAACGAAUACGGGAUCGAAAUUUAGCCCGCUCCAAUACAGACACAAAGGCAAGGGCACAGAAGGAUAAAGAGCGAGACAUCAGCGAACAAAUAGCCCUUGGUGUACCGAACCCGCGCGUGGGAAAUAACAAUGAAGCUCAGUUCGAUCAACGGCUUUUCAACCAAUCCCGUGGUCUAGACUCGGGAUUUUCCGGAGGUGCGGAUGAUUUGUACAACAUUUACGAUAAACCGUGGCGGGGAGAUUCCGAGCUUGGUUCGCAUAUUUACCGACCUCGUCAAAAGGAUGUUGAUGCAUAUGGAACAGAUCUCGAGACUAUAAAAAAUACACGUAGAUUCGCCCCGGCCCAGGAGUUUUCAGGGACUGAUCCAACACGCCGUUUGGAUGGACCAGUUCAGUUUGAACACGACGAAGAAGAUCCCUUCAACUUGAACAAGUUCCUUUCCGAAGCCAAACGAGCUCCUAAACGUCCAGGCGAGGGUGUUUCGAUGGAGUCGAGCAAUCGCGACACAACACAUCGCAAGCGUGAUCGUAAAGACUGA